Molecule: messenger RNA, 1107 nt
Organism: Nycticebus coucang (slow loris)
Lineage: Eukaryota; Metazoa; Chordata; Mammalia; Primates; Lorisidae
Product: cofilin-2-like
Exons: 1
Biological process (GO): actin filament severing; actin filament fragmentation; cell motility
Cellular component (GO): cytoplasm; actin cytoskeleton; actin cortical patch
Molecular function (GO): actin filament binding
Source: RefSeq, a predicted model, not a curated record
AAACCUGACAAAUAUGAUUGGACUAUUUGCACAGCUUCUGGAGUUACAGUGAAUGAUGAAGUCAUCAAAGUUUUUAAUGAUAUGAAAAGUAAAGAAAUCUUCUACACAAGAGGAGAUAGAAAAAGGAAGAAAACAGUUCUCUUCUGCUUAAGUGAUGACAAAAGACAAAUAAUUGUACAGGAAGCAAAGCAGAUAUUGGUGAGUGACAUUGGUGAUACUGUAGAGGACCCCUACACACCUUUUGUGAAGUUGCUACCUCUGAGUGAUUGCCAAUAUGCUUCGUACGAUGCCACAUAUGAAACAAAAGAGUCUAAGAAAGAAGACCUAGUAUUUAUUUUCUGGGCUCCGGAAAGUGCACCUUUAAAAAGGAAGAUGAUUUAUGCUAGCUCUAAAGAUGCCAUUAAAAAGAAAUUUUCAGGUAUUAAACAUGAGUGGCAAGUAAAUGGCUUGGAUGAUAUUAAGGACCAUUUGACGCUUGGAGAGAAAUUGGGAAGCAAUGUAGUAGUUUCACUUGAAGGAAAACCAUUAUAAAAUGCCAGUCAAGUGCCACCUAGAUCUUAAGGAGCUUCUAUUUCUCCAGCUCAGUCCUUGGAAUAGUAUUAGGUCUAGUUUUUUUGUUUUAUUCCCCUUUCCACUGGGCCCUUCCAACACAAUGAAUGAAGGAGUUAUCAUUCAUUUACACAACCUAUCAGUGAUUGCCAUGAGACUGUUUAAUAUUGUUACUUUUAUGUAGAACCUAAGGAAUGCCUUCCUGUCAUAUUUUAGCAAAAAUAACUGGUUACAUGCCUCCCUUGUAGCAAGCACUACAAUGAAUGUGUUUGUCAGUGUUUGUCAAUGUGAAUAGCUUAGAAUACUGCUAAGAGUAAGCUAAUUGAAUGCCUUGAAAGUAUUAUCCAUCAGUCAGAUGGUAAACUUUUUUCAGUAUAAUUUGAAGUUGCACCUGAUUGCAAUCUGUGAGGCUCAAGCAUUCAAACACCUCACCUGCCUUGGCAGGCCUAUUUUUGUGACACGGCAACACAGAUAUAACACUGCAUUAAAAGCACUUUUUUUUUGAGACAUGUUUAAUCUCCCAAAAGGAAUGCCAAUUAAGUUUCCGUUAACUUUCAA